This is a messenger RNA of Periophthalmus magnuspinnatus, 3220 nucleotides long. RefSeq names its product sorting nexin-14-like. The transcript has 30 exons. Bases 236 to 3100 code for a protein of 954 amino acids. Gene Ontology annotation, biological process: autophagosome maturation. Gene Ontology annotation, cellular component: late endosome. Gene Ontology annotation, molecular function: phosphatidylinositol-3,5-bisphosphate binding. Lineage: Eukaryota; Metazoa; Chordata; Actinopteri; Gobiiformes; Gobiidae. The record is from RefSeq and is a predicted model, not a curated record.
UUAAAAACACUCGGCUCCUGUUGGAGUCUGCGCCACGGCUCCACGACUCUUACGCACGCACCAAACUCUCUAAAACUGCUCAGAAACAUGGACGAAACGCUCUAAAACGACACUUUAUUUGAGCCGAAGGCCUCAGGCGGCUCUGGCCUCAGCAUGUGCCCGGCUCUGGAGCUUUUUGGCGUGUUAGAGACGGGACACAGCCGGUGUUAGCUGCUUCUGCUCGGGCCGAGGGACCAUGGCCGGGCUGCUGCGGUACUUGGAGCCUGUGAGAAGUGCUCUGAAGCUGGACUUGUUAAAGGAGGCGACGCGGCAGUAUCCAGUCUUCUGCUUCCUGCUGGGGACGCUGCUGUCACUCACAGUGCUGCUCAACAGACACCUUCACGUCCUCAUGGUGUUCUGGUCGUUUCUGGCUGGACUUGUGACGUUUUACUGCUCCCUGAGUAGGGACACACUUCUGCCCAGUGUGCUGUCCUCCCCCCGAUCACGUCAUGAGCGUCAGGAGCAGGAGCUGUUCCCGUCGGGGCUCAGCUGUGCCGUCUGUGGGAAGAACAAGUGCAAGAGACACCGGCCCACCCUCCGUCUGGAGAACCAUCAACCCUGGUUAGAUCUGAAGGUCCAUUCUAAAGUGGACGCCUCCAUUGCUGAGAUGUUUGAGCUUGUGCUGGAGAACUUUGUCUUCCCCUGGUACAGGGACAUCAGCACUGACCACGACUGUGUGGAUGAAAUCAGGACGACCUUUAGAUUCUUUGCCUCGGUUCUGGUCCGCAGAGCGCAAAAGGUGGAUGUACCAGCUGUGUUCGCAGAUAAAGUGAUGAAAGCUGCAAUGAAGCACCUCGAGGUCGUCAACACAGCUAGAGAUCGAGUGAGCCGUGUAGAGGAGCUGCAGAGAGCUGCUCUGCUGGAGUACGGCUCUCACCUUCACAUUGCCCUCCGCAGUCGCAGAGAGGAACUGCAGUACCUUCGGACACUCACUGAAAUGCUCCUCCCCCACGUCCUCCCCCCCAAGGCUACGGUCUGUAGGUCUCUGUCUCUGCUGCUGAGGGAGGUGAUGGCUGGAUCAGUCAUUCUUCCCACGAUGGACUUCAUGGCUGAUCCGGACACGGUCAACCUCAUGGUGCUUCUGUUUGUGGACGACACUCCGCCUGAAGCAGCCUCUGAGCCUCCUUCUCCUCUGGUGCCCUUUCUGCACAGAUACGCCAGUGCCACAGACAAGAAGUCCUCCGUGCUGAAGUUGGAGCUGAAGCAGAUCCGGGAUCAGCAGGACCUUCUCUUCAGAUUCAUGAACUUCCUCAAACAAGAAGGAGCCGUUCAUGUACUGCAGUUCUGCCUCACUGUGGAGGAGUUCAAUGACCGCAUCCUUCAGCCUGAGCUCUCAGACUCUCAGCUCCUCGCACUUCACUCUGAAGUGGUGCACAUUUAUGAGACAUACUGUUUGGACGAGAGCAUCGACAAGAUCAGCUUUGACACAUUCAUCAUCGAAGAGAUACGAAAGAUUGCCAUGUCACCGUACACUGAGGUGGUGCGUUUGCAGAAGAUGACGUGUCUGUUCGAGGCCUAUGAGCAUGUUCUGUCUCUGCUGGAGAAUGUCUUCACCCCCAUGUUCUGCCACAGCGACGAGUAUUUCCGACACCUGCUCCGAGGAGUCGAGUCUCCAACGAGGAACUCCAAAAUCAGCAGAAGCUUCAGUUUUGAUGAGAGCUGCAGAAAUGCGUCGCGGCGUGGAGAGGCGUCGGGCAUCAGUCGCAUCGGCAGCAAAAUCAAAGGCGUGUUCAAGAGCACCACACUAGAGGGCGCAAUGCUGCCCCCCAGCGCCAUGGCCGACCCCGACGACGAUCUGGUAGAGGAGGCUACGAUGGUCCAGGAGGGAGACUACCUGUCAGAGCCUCAGUCCUGGUCGGCUUCUGGCUCCGGUCUUGGGUGCAGUCCAGUUUUUGCAUCUGGGUUGAAUUCUGGGUCUGGGAGGAACCUGUCCGAGUGGAGCGCCUGGAUCCCGUUCAUCGAUGUGAUGGAAGACGAGGUCCGAAAGGAGAGAGUCCCAGCGUUCCUCAUCCAAGUCCAACGAGACGACCGCAGAGGAGUGGGCCAUGAGGCUGAGAGCUGGUGUGUUCUCAGGAGGUACAUGGAGUUCUACGUUCUAGAGUCCAAGCUCACAGAGUUCCACGGCCCAUUCCCAGACGCUCAGCUUCCCUCCAAAAGAAUCCUGGGACCAAAGAACUAUGAGUUUCUGGAGUCAAAGAGGCUGGAGUUUGAGGAGUACCUCCAGACCCUGCUGCGUGUCCCAGAGCUCAGUAACAGUCAGCUCCUGGCAGACUUCCUGUCUCCUCACAGCAUCGAGUCACAGUUCACCGACAAAAUGAUCCCCGACGUCAACCUGGGCAAAAUCUUCAAGUCUGUUCCUGGAAAACUCAUGAAAGAGAAGGGGCAGAACCUGGAGCCAUUCAUUCAGUCGUUUUUUAACUCGUGUGAAUCUCCCAAACCCAAACCAAGCCGCAACGAACUCACUGUGCUCAGCCCCACAGCACACACCGAAAAGAAGCUGUUCACACCUCUGUACCAAAACAACGCCAACCUUUGUGACCUCUCAGACAGGAAGUGCCCUCAGAACUACUUCCUGGAGCAGCAGCGUCUUCAUGGCAUGUUUGACUACAUGAUGUUUGUGGCGCGAGUGCUGUUCCGUGUCCCUGCCUCCUUACAUCACUUCCUGUGCGCUCUGCGGAUCGUGGCAAAGCGUUCGUUUGAAGCAUACCUGGAUCAGCUGAUGCACCAGAAACUGACACAGAUCCUGCAGGAACAUCGCCUGGUGUCUCUAAUCACACAGCUCCGAGAUGCAGUGUUCUGUGAGGACUCUGAGGAGAGGAGUGCUGAGGACAAACAGCUCCGAGCAAAGCAGACGUUUGAGGAGAUGAUGAGCUAUCUGCCAGAUUUCGUGUCUAAACUCAUCGGAGAGGAGGCCAAGUAUGAAGGAGUGCGUCUUCUGUUCGACACGAUUCAGCAGCCACUCCUCAACAAACAGAUGACGUACGUACUGUUGGACAUAGCUGUGCAGGAGCUGUUCCCUGAGCUCAGCAAGGUUCCUGUUGGAGAGGCCUUCGUCGUUUGACCUCUUCCUGUUUAUUGAAAAGUGCAAUACUCUACUUUCCCCGUCAGAUCCUGUGUUAUUAUGAGACAUUUGUCUGAAUCAUGAAAACACUACACUUUACACUUUAUAUUAAAUCAUUUA